Molecule: messenger RNA, 2532 nt
Organism: Histoplasma capsulatum G186AR
Lineage: Eukaryota; Fungi; Ascomycota; Eurotiomycetes; Onygenales; Ajellomycetaceae
Product: heat shock protein
Exons: 1
Coding region: 145-2532 (795 amino acids)
Biological process (GO): cellular response to heat
Cellular component (GO): mitochondrial matrix; cytoplasm
Molecular function (GO): ATP hydrolysis activity; ATP binding
Source: RefSeq, a predicted model, not a curated record
GGCUGUCGAUGCUGCUGUCUAUUAGGCAGUGGAUAUGAUGCCUGUCGUCGUAUUGAGUGUGCGAUAGCCGGCCGUUUUCUUGCGCUCUUUCUCUCAUAAUUUGUGGCUAUUUUCUUUUGUUUUCCUCUCAUCUUCUGGGUAACAAUGCAGCUGUUCAAGCGUCAUGGCUACAGUCCUCGACUGCUCCGGGCUUCCGCCACAGGUGUGCGAACUCCAAGACCCACACAAGCCUCGAUUUCCCGGGCUAUAUUAUGCAGUCAAUGGCCAUCUUCUACCCGGAUCACAUACGGACCUCCAUAUUACCGGCUUCCUACUAUCCGCCAUUAUGCCAACGGGAGGCCACACCCGCCGGGCGGAACACACCGUAUGAAUUUGGGUGGCGAACCGGAAAAGCCGGCUUUGGAGGCAUAUGGAGUCGAUCUUACUGCUAGAGCAAAGGAUGGGAAGCUGGACCCAGUCAUUGGUAGAGAUGGGGAAAUCCAACGAACAAUACAAAUCCUUUCAAGGAGAACGAAGAAUAACCCUGUCCUAAUUGGUUCUGCCGGUACCGGCAAGACAGCUAUCCUCGAAGGCCUUGCGCAGAGGAUUGUCAGAGGCGACGUGCCAGAAAGCGUUAAGGAUAAGCGUGUGAUUGCUCUGGAUUUAGGCCAACUUAUUGCAGGCGCAAAAUUCAGAGGUGAUUUUGAAGAGCGAUUGAAAAAAGUUCUGAAGGAGGUGGAGGAUGCUCAAGGCGGAGUUAUCCUUUUCGUGGAUGAGCUGCACACACUACUCGGGCUUGGAAAGGCUGAGGGAAGCAUUGAUGCAAGCAAUCUUCUCAAGCCGGCUUUAUCGCGAGGUGAGCUGCAAUGCUGCGGUGCUACGACAUUGAACGAGUAUCGGCAGAUCGAAAAAGAUGUUGCUUUAGCGCGACGGUUCCAGCCGAUUCUCGUUGAAGAGCCAUCAGUACCCGACACGAUAUCGAUAUUGAGAGGUAUUAAAGAAAAGUAUGAAGUUCACCAUGGAGUAAGAAUCACAGAUGGCGCCCUUGUGGCUGCGGCCACAUACAGCAACAGAUAUAUAACGGAUCGCUAUCUACCGGACAAGGCAAUUGAUCUUGUGGACGAGGCCGCUUCUGCCCUUCGAUUACAACAGGAGUCAAAACCCGAUGCUAUUCAAGAACUCGACAGGCAAAUUAUGACAAUUCAAAUCGAACUUGAAUCUCUUCGCAAGGAAACCGAUAUUACCAGCAAAGAACGUCGGGAGAAAUUAGAGGAACUUCUGAAAACAAAGCAAAACAAAGUUAAGGAGCUUACUGCUGUUUGGGAAAAGGAAAAAGCAGAGCUUGAUACCAUCAAACAGGCUAAAGAAGAUUUGGAACGCGCGAGAGUUGAAUUGGAGCUCGCUCAACGCCAAGGUAACUUCGCCAAGGCUAGCGAACUUCGAUACUCUAUAAUUCCAGGACUUGAGAGCAAACUCCCCAAGGAGGGGUCUGAAACGGCAACAACCACUACUGCAGAUGGCGAGGUUCUUCUUCAUGAUUCUGUGACAAGCGAUGAUAUCGCUGCCGUGGUAUCCCGUACCACGGGCAUUCCGGUGAAUAAGCUAAUGGCCGGCGAGAUCGAGAAACUCAUCAAUAUGGAAGACACCUUGAGGCAAUCGGUGCGUGGACAGGACGAAGCACUUUCUGCCGUCGCCAAUGCCGUCCGCAUGCAAAGGGCAGGGCUGAGUGGAGAAAAUAAACCACUGGCAUCGUUCAUGUUUCUGGGCCCGACAGGAGUCGGCAAAACGGAGCUCUGCAAGAAGAUGGCGGGUUUCCUGUUUUCGACCGAAACGGCAGUUUUACGUUUUGAUAUGAGCGAAUUCCAAGAGAAACACACUGUUAGCCGCCUCAUUGGCUCUCCUGCUGGAUAUGUUGGGUACGAAGAUGCUGGUCAAUUAACUGAAGCUGUCCGAAGGAAGCCUUACGCUGUAUUGCUCUUCGACGAGUUUGAAAAAGCCCAUCGUGAUAUAUCAGCACUUCUCCUCCAGGUCCUAGACGAAGGCUUCCUCACUGAUGCCCAGGGCCAUAAGAUCGACUUCCGGAAUACUUUGAUUGUUUUGACCUCCAAUCUCGGUGCGGAGAUGCUUGUUGCAGCAGACUCUUCCGUUGGGGAGGAGAUCUCAUCUGAUAUAAAAGCGGCUGUGAUGUCCAUUGUCCAGUCAUCGUACCCUCCCGAAUUUUUGAAUAGGAUCGAUGAGUUCAUCAUUUUUAAGCGACUUUCGAAGCCUGCGCUUAGGGAUAUCGUAGACAUCAGGUUACAGGAGCUUCAACAGAGGCUGGACGAUCGAAGAAUAACCCUGACGGUGGAGGAUGACGUUAAAGAUUGGCUUUGCGACAAAGGCUACGACCCUCGAUAUGGAGCUCGCCCAUUAAAUAGACUCAUUUCAAAAGAAAUCGGCAACCGUCUGGCGGAUAAAAUAAUCAGGGGUGAGCUUGUCACUGGUCAGGGGGUGAGUGUCAUUUUCAAUGCUGACAAGUCUGGACUUGACAUCGUAUCUACAAAAGCGACGUAA